Amaranthus tricolor (Joseph's coat) is the source of this 2398-nucleotide messenger RNA. RefSeq lists its product as uncharacterized. The record is from RefSeq and is a predicted model, not a curated record. The transcript is spliced from 6 exons. Gene Ontology annotation, molecular function: protein phosphatase 1 binding; protein phosphatase regulator activity. NCBI's taxonomy places the organism in Eukaryota, Viridiplantae, Streptophyta, Magnoliopsida, Caryophyllales, Amaranthaceae. Gene Ontology annotation, cellular component: plasma membrane. Bases 549 to 1544 code for a protein of 331 amino acids.
AAGAGGAUUCAUCAUCAUAUCAGCUUCUUAACAACGAGGGUGAGAGACCACUCUUUCUUGCUGUUAAACAUGGAUGUUCAAAAGUUGUUGAUAAGAUUUUGAGUUCAAAAGUUCCCUCCAAGGCUCCUCGUUUUCGAACACUGCGUCGUAAGGAUGGACAAACUGUGCUUCAUAAUUUGCGAUUUUGCCCAGAGAAAACUUGCAGACAGUUACUUGCAAAAUUUUGGUGGAUAAUCAAUUUGCGUGAUGAUAAGGGAAGAACUGCGUUUGAUGAAGCCAAUGUGAACAACGUUGAAUGGCUUGUAAAUUUGCUAAAGGACAUUUCUUCAAUAGAAAAAGAAACCUUUGAUUUUAUUACUGCCUGUGAUAAAGAUGACUUGACAACUGUGAUUGCCUUCAUUGAUAAUGAUGUUCUACACCACAUUAAAUUGCAAACUUACCAAGAUUACCUCAACUUCCUAAAGAAUCCAACCAUUUCAGAGCUUAAGAAUUACAUUACUGAAUCAGAUGGUGCGACACCCCUGCAUCGUGCUUUAGUUAGGAAGGAAAUGCAUCUGGCUAAGGUAUUGCUUAAAGAUAAUGAGGUUGAACGAAACAUUAAGAAUAAAAGUGGUAAAACUGCCAUGGAUUUGCUUCUUGAGCUUUACGAAAAUGACAAGAACUGGGAAAACUUGUGCUUGCAGAUCAAAGUUAACCCACGGUUGAAAACAAACUAUAUCCAACCAGGGGCGAAUUUGGAUCAAAUGAGAAACACAUUAUCAGUAGUUGCAGCUUUAUUGGCAACAAUCACAUUUGCAGCUGGAUUCACUCUUCCUGGUGGCCUUAAAAGUGACACUGGAGAAGCUAUGCUAGCUAAGAAAGCCUCAUUUUUGGUAUUCUUACUAGCGGAUGCAUUUGCCAUGAAUACAUCCAUGUUGGUUUUGUGUUGCUUGUUAUGGUCUAUGGUUUGUGACCGUGAUAUGUCAUAUUUAUUGGUUGACCGUAGUGUGAUGAUACUCCUUCUAUCCCUAUAUGCGACAAUGGUGGCAUUUAUGACAGGAGUCUACGCAGUAAUUGAACACCGCUCCUUAUGGGCAGCCAUCAUUAUUAUUGUCAUGUGCUCAUGCAUAGGGAUUACGGCAAAUAGGACUGUGUUGCAUAAUAUCGCAAAGCUAAUCCCCUCGGCGAAGAAAGAUAAAAAAUCUGAGGAAAAAGCAUCUACCUCUGCAAAUAACGAGUCUCAGAAUUCUGAGGGACGAUGCGGCAAUCUACUCAGUAAUAUCGCCUCCUUUUUGACGGUUAAAUUUAUUUCAAAGCAUAAUCAAGACAAGAACUCUCAACAUCAUUCAGUUGAUCAAGAGGGUGGAGCACCUCAGAAAGCAAAGGAAAUAUCAGGCACGUUAUCAAUGAGGCUAAGAAAGUCGAAACCUGUGAAUGAUCAAGUCCAAAAACAUCAAAACAACCGAUUUGAUCAGGGACAAGCUUCCACUUCUAGAAAUAAUGACCCUUCAGAAGCAGUUGGACAUUCAGCAACUGAUAUCAUGAUAAGUUAUCCUAGUGGUUGAGGUGUUGUUUAAUUUCUCUAAUUUAAGAGGUCAGGGGUUCAAGCUCCAGCUGUAACUCAAAAUUAUUUGCUAAGAUCGAUAUGAUGUUAAGAACUUUGAUGAACCAUAACAACAAAUGUUUGAUAAAAUAAAAUUUGCAAAAUGACAAUGAUUUAAGGAGGUUCAUCCAAUGAUGGCUACGUCCUCCGUGGUGUGUAGUUUCUUGUUUAUAUUAUUUCAAUGGAGUAAUACACUCUUACAAAUGAAGUAUUACAAUUGAGCAAGAGAUAAAACAAAAAGACUAUGUGUUUGGCUUAGAGGUUGUGUUUUUUUUUUUUUUUUUUUGUGUUUUUAGAUGAGCAUGAGAGCUUUCUAUUUAUAGUACUAAGUACAUUCAAUGAGAUUACAACCUUAAUUCUGAGUAUUAACCACUUUGAAACUGCUCCAAGAAGUUAAAGGGAUGAAAACAGAAAUUUCUAAAUCGUUAGAAGAUCCGCUCGACCGGAACAGAGGCUCGCUCGGUCGAGCGAGCUACAGACAACUUUUGGAUACAUUCUGUUUGUUCGCUUGACUCACUCAAAAGCUCGCUUGGUCGAGCUACCUUUAGUAUGCCUUCUGUUAGUUUAUGUUCGACUAAAUAUAGCAAAGCAUCUUCAAAACUUUUACACUUCUUCAUUAAAUAUCAUUAAGACCUAUAACUCUCAUGAUUACUGCAACUAUUAAAUCACACUUUAAACACCACAAUCGUUAAGUUACCAACUUAAACACGCACAUUAACACAUUUAUAGGAUUUCAUCCCAAAAGACACACAUGAAUAUACACAUCAAAUGUGCACUCAAGUCACACAAUUCAUAACAGUUUUAUUUUUUUAAAAA